Molecule: messenger RNA, 1050 nt
Organism: Saccoglossus kowalevskii
Lineage: Eukaryota; Metazoa; Hemichordata; Enteropneusta; Harrimaniidae
Product: somatostatin receptor type 4-like
Biological process (GO): G protein-coupled receptor signaling pathway
Cellular component (GO): plasma membrane
Molecular function (GO): G protein-coupled receptor activity
Source: RefSeq, a predicted model, not a curated record
AUGAAUACGACUGCUAGUUACCAUGGAGAUGCAUGUACACUACCUUUGGAAGCACUGGACAUCAUCGUAGCCGUUCUCACUAUACUAGGAGUGCUCGGGAACGGGGCUUUUCUUUACGUCGUCAUUAAGCUACCAUAUAUGCGAACCGACACCAACCUCUACCUAUGCGGACUUGCCGUAGCUGAUUUGAUGUAUCUUAUCAUUAACUCGAUCACCAUAUUCUGUUAUUUUGACGACGUCGGAACCUGCCAGAAGUUGAAGAACAACGUCAAUUUUAUGUGCUCCACCGAGUACAUCAUUUCUACCAGUUACCUGACGUCUGUUAUCACAAUAGCGUUGGUCGGCGUGGAGCGUUACCUCGCAAUCAGUAGACCGCUGGCUAAAGGAUCGCCGGCGAGUCGUCACAGAGGUCACUGCUUCUGGCUUGUCGCCGCGUCGUCAUGGUUAAUCGCAUUAGUGCUGAGCACGCCUGCAGUGGCCGAAUGUCUUGAUAUCGGACAUAACGUCUACAAAGUCAUCGAAAUUCGUUUAGUGAUCACCGUCAGUUUAUUCUUCCUCAUGGUGGUCGUCGUGCUCGUAUUCUAUCUCCUGAUUGCCUUCAAGUUGUACGACUCUGCUCGCAGCGCCAUAGCAACGCGACGAUCGUCCGGUGAGAACGAGAAACAAGUGAUACGGGUCUGCUUACUGACCGCAGUCGUGUUCGUCGUAUGCUUGUUACCCUACAUGAUCCGUCUUGUCGGUGAGUUGUUCAUACUUCACGGCGUGAUGCCGUACUCGGCCUAUACUUAUUACUGUAUGCGUAACCUUGCCAUUCUUCCACUUAUCAUCAAUGCCGUCAUUAACCCGGUAGUGUACAGCGUCGCCAGCCGUCGAUAUCGACGUGCCUUUCACGUCGCGUUCUGCGGAUGUGGCAGGGGCAAUGUGCGAUAUCCGGUACGAAGCACUAAUGCCGACACGGUGAUAGACUCCGGACAGUGGAACUCGGCCAACUCUCGUAGUUCAGGUACGAAGCAGAAUCGACGAAACAUGAUUCCUUUGGCGAAGUUAUAA